AUGACAACGCAAACAAACUUAGAAGUUUUCGUCCAUGGACUAGUGAAAGUUUUCAAAGAACAAUGGGGAGUCGAUGUAUGGCUCAAGCCCGGCCACAACAAUGAUGGUGACGAACUCAUCGCCGCCCACAAAAUUAUUCUGGCAGCAAGAUCAAAGGUGUUUGCGACCAUGUUUGAAUCUGACAAAAUAAAGAACUGGACUGUUCACGAGACAAUAACUCUCUCCGAUCUUAAACGUAAAGAGUUAGAGGUUUUUGUCGAGUUUUGUUACGCUGGAGAUUGCAAUGCCUUCCGAGAAGCUGAAGAAACAUGCAAUGUCCCGGACAUGACAACGCAAACAAACUUAGAAGUUUUCGUCCAUGGACUAGUGAAAGUUUUCAAAGAACAAUGGGGAGUCGAUGUAUGGCUCAAGCCCGGCCACAACAAUGAUGGUGACGAACUCAUCGCCGCCCACAAAAUUAUUCUGGCAGCAAGAUCAAAGGUGUUUGCGACCAUGUUUGAAUCUGACAAAAUAAAGAACUGGACUGUUCACGAGACAAUAACUCUCUCCGAUCUUAAACGUAAAGAGUUAGAGGUUUUUGUCGAGUUUUGUUACGCUGGAGAGUGCAUGCCUUCCGAGAAGCUGAAGAAACAUGCAAUGUCCCGGUACUGUGCUGCUGACAAAUACGAGAUUCCUUAUUUACGGGAUCUAUGUAGAAACCAUAUUAUGUCGUCUAUAAACGCUUCAAACGCUGUUGAAAUUCUAGAGCUCUCAAGACUACCUUUCGACAAAACCCCUCGGCGAAUUUGCUAA
This is a messenger RNA of Brassica napus (rape), 792 nucleotides long. RefSeq names its product putative BTB/POZ domain-containing protein At2g40440. The transcript has 4 exons. The record is from RefSeq and is a predicted model, not a curated record. Lineage: Eukaryota; Viridiplantae; Streptophyta; Magnoliopsida; Brassicales; Brassicaceae. Bases 1 to 792 code for a protein of 263 amino acids. Gene Ontology annotation, molecular function: protein binding.